GGCUUCAAGCUUCAUCCAUGCGCUCCCCCUCGCCCUCGGGCGCGCAAUGUCGCGUCGGGCGUGCAUCUCGGGCGACCACCCGGCCUCUUCCUCGCUCUGUUGCCGUACAAGCCACUCGCGUCGCUCGACCUGUUCACGUCCUCAAUGAACAACGUCUCACAGCUCAAUGGGGAGAAAGACUCCCAGGACCCCGGCCUUCGAAGUUGUCACCCUCCGAAGGCAGCAGCGAGAGUGCGGAGACCCCGCAAGGUGACCUCGACGUCGCUCUCGAGCUUGUCUAUGCUCUACUGCUCCUCAAUCUUGUUGCGCGUUCAGAGAGCUCCACCGCGCGCCGCGCACUUGACCAACGCGGUGUGGGCGAUGUCCUACAGGUAAGUCAGCAAAAGCGGACUAACGUAUUAAUCACAGGGAUCGCUUGCCCAGAUCCAGAGGGAUUCAUGAGUACUCACGGGAACCCAAAGUCUGCGCAUGCAAGGUAGCAGGAACUCGCCCAGGCAUACGUUGCCGCCUAUAUGGGUCGUCAGACAUGAAGGCGAAACAUGUCAGGAGCAGAAACGCACCGCCUAGGUCAAUCAGUAGCUG
Molecule: messenger RNA, 582 nt
Organism: Rhodofomes roseus
Lineage: Eukaryota; Fungi; Basidiomycota; Agaricomycetes; Polyporales; Fomitopsidaceae
Exons: 1
Coding region: 18-479 (153 amino acids)
Source: RefSeq, a predicted model, not a curated record